Molecule: messenger RNA, 1705 nt
Organism: Momordica charantia (bitter melon)
Lineage: Eukaryota; Viridiplantae; Streptophyta; Magnoliopsida; Cucurbitales; Cucurbitaceae
Source: RefSeq, a predicted model, not a curated record
AAAAUUCCCCAGAAAAAAAAAAAAAAAAGAAAAACUUUGUCUCUCUCUCUUCAACAGCCGUUUGGCAGACGAUAGAAUGGCGAAGUCAAAAAGUCCAUGUGGGUGUAUUGGAUUGGUUUCGUCGCAGUCUACUCCGGAUUUCCAUAAAUACUCUCACUCUCCACACAAUUUUCUUUCAUUCUUCUUCUUCCACCGCUUCGAGCUCCUCUCUCUCUCGCCUCAUUAUUGGACCCUUUUCCAGUUCGGUUAAGAUCCUAAUUUAAGGUGCAGUUUCUAUUGAAAAUCUAAGUUCAUUUGGGAACGAAGAUUUCAAGUUUGAACUUCUUGUGAAAUUCAACGAGAUGGCUGAUGGAUCUGAACAUAACCCUAUCAUAGAGGAUGAGAAGACAAAGUUUGAACUUGAUUCUGAAGCUGUUAAGCUAGAAAAAGAGGUCGGGAAAGAAGAUCUAGAGGUCAAGAUCAAGAACAAGGAGGCAAAAUAUGAAGAUGGAAAAAAAGAGAAGACAGAGGUUGAGCUUGAACUCAAGUCCUCGUCGGUGCGAAAAGAGAAAACAAAGGAUAAAAAGGAUAAGGUAGGUGAAGAUUCAGAAACUGAGGGGAAGAAGAAAAAGGAAAAGAAGAAAGAGGGAAAGCACAAGAACAAGGAUGAAGACAAAGAUGAAAAGGAAGAAAAAAAGAAGAAGAAAGAUGAGGAUGAUGGAGAAGCAGAGAAGAAAGAAAAGAAAGAUGAAAAGCACAAAGACGGGAAAUCUGGGGAGAACGACAAAGGGAAGGAAAAGAAAGGAAAGAAGAAGAAAGAUGAGGAUGUAGACAGUUGCGAAAUGGAAGAGAAGAAAAAAGAAAAGGACAAGAAAGUGAAGAAAAAGGUCGAGGACGAAGAAGACGAUGAUAAAGAAGAGAAGAAGAAGAAGAAGAAGAAGAAAGAAGAGAAGGAUGAGAAGAGUGUUGAAGUGAAUGAAAAUGAUGGAGAGCAGAACAGAGAUGAGGAUGAUGGCAAAGAAGAAAAGAAGAAGAAUAAAGAAAAGAAAGAAGAGAAGAAAAAGGACAAGGAUGGGAAAGUAAAGGAGAAAGGAGAGAAGAAGAAAAAAGAUAACAAAAAGUUAGAAGGUGAAGAAAAGGAGGACAAAGAUGAGAAGAAAAAAGACAAGGAUGAAGCAGAAGAUGAAAAAGAAGAGAAGAAGAGAAAGAAGGAGAAGAAGAAAGGGAAGCACGAGGGCGAGGAAGACGAGACUGAGACUGAACCUCAAGCUUCCAGCACGAGGGAAAUUGAAAUUAAGGAAUCUGAGAAUGAAUCAAAGGGAGAAGAGGAGAAGAAGGACAGUGAAAAGAAGAAGAGCAAGAAAGAUAAGGAAGAAAAGAAGAAGAAACUUGAUGGGAAAGGCAAAAGCAGAGAUGUAGGGAAAUUGAAACAGAAGCUAGAAAAGAUUGAUGUUAAAAUAAAUGUGUUACUGGAGAAAAAGGCAGACAUUAUGAGGCAAAUAACAGACGCUGCAGACGCUGAAGAUGCUCAGAAAUCUACGCAAGUGCCAUAAUUCGGAGGUUGCUGUUGCACUUGCUGCUAUGUUGUUUUCACAACGAUCGUGUAAUAUUAUAAUAUGACCUUAUUUCUAAGGUUUUCCUUGUCUUUGUUUCAAUGAGUGCAUGUGUACUGUGAUAUAUAGAUGGUUCAAAUACUAUUUUGUCCCUCUACUAGUUCAUUUUAGUC